AGGUAAAUAACAUCGUCAAGUCAUCCGUAAACAGAAAUGGAGUGCAAGUUUUCGUCACGAACUCACGUUUCCAAAUAACAAUUAAUUCGUUUGAAAUGUGACAUUUAUCAUUAGAUUCCAAAUCCUGUCUUCUCUAAUGAAAUGAGUGCUUCACGGCAAUGGCGAUACAGGAUGUUUUUGGGGUUGAUGAUUGUUUACAUGGCAACUGCUUGCAUUGUGGCUUGCGCUUUGCUGUGGACCACUGUAACACAAUACAAAGUUGAAAAUAUCAGUGACACCACAGAAAAUCAGUUUCUAGUCCCGAUUUGUGGCAUCAAAAAGGAUUUAUAUAGUGACCCCCAUAUGAAUUGUGAUUUACUUGAUCACUUAAGCUACGAGAAGUUUGUUGCCAACGGGUGGACAAAAAUUGUGUACAGUGCCAAGUUAAAUAACCAACCAAUAGCAAUCAAAACAGUCAAUUUAAAAGGAAAAGAUAUAACUGAUUGUGCCAAAACCAAGUCUAUACUGUUGUGCCAUAAUCGAGCUGCUGAAAAAUUAGUCAAAGAAAUAAAUUUAUUGAAGGAGCUUAAGCAUGAAACCAUAAUUCAGAUGAAACAUUAUUGUGCCAAAACAUCAGAAGACAAUUUGUGCAUGAAGUAUGCAGUGAUUGCUACAGAACUAGGCGAUCCUCUGACCAACCUUAAACUUCUGCAAAUGACAUGGGAUCAGAGAAGAAAGAUUAUUAAAGACCUUGCAAAUUUAGUUAAUUACGCCCAACAUAGUCCUGUUGGUGUUUUAGGCCUAGCAGAUCUGAGAAGGCCUCAAUUUGUACUCAUUAAUGGUAAUAUGAAACUGACCGAUCUUGACGAUAUCAUUGUCGGUGAGCCCAGAUGCGUAACGAACGUGGAUUGCUCAAAUUUGAACAUUACCAUUCAAUGUAUUUCAAGCCAUUGUGGAGGAUACAACUCAAAAUUGAACAUUCAAAAGUCCUUCCAAGAAUUUGGAUCAUACAUUUUCCUGAUGGAAGGAGUUCCCAGAGAGAAAAGAGUGGACCUGGAUAGGCUGCGUCAAUUGUGGAAAGGAAACAAUGUGACAACCGAGCAAUUGUUGGCAGAUGCUCUACUUCUUUGAUGCUUCUCAUUUCUUUCCCUUGCCAGAAUAAUUGAUAGGAGACUUACGGUGCCAUUUUCCCGCUGAGGACCACGUAUGGACUUUGUAAUUCUUUUUGCUUGUCUUGUAAUUUUUUUAGCGUGUUCAGAGGUGUGUCAGUUGAGGACAUUCGAUUCAUCAGCUGAAUUCAUGAAAAAAUUGCAAAAAGGGCAUAAACAAUCUUGUGUACAAAUAAAAAAUAACUAUAUAAAA
Molecule: messenger RNA, 1341 nt
Organism: Daphnia pulicaria
Lineage: Eukaryota; Metazoa; Arthropoda; Branchiopoda; Diplostraca; Daphniidae
Product: extracellular tyrosine-protein kinase PKDCC-like
Exons: 3
Coding region: 142-1110 (322 amino acids)
Biological process (GO): protein phosphorylation
Molecular function (GO): ATP binding; non-membrane spanning protein tyrosine kinase activity
Source: RefSeq, a predicted model, not a curated record